Gymnodraco acuticeps is the source of this 2138-nucleotide messenger RNA. RefSeq lists its product as uncharacterized. The coding region runs from base 73 to 1824 and encodes 583 amino acids. The record is from RefSeq and is a predicted model, not a curated record. The transcript has 13 exons. Gene Ontology annotation, molecular function: protein binding. Lineage: Eukaryota; Metazoa; Chordata; Actinopteri; Perciformes; Bathydraconidae.
GAUUACCGAUGCUUCAGGUCGCACCAAACUUUUCAGUAUCUACUGCAGUGCUCUGAAGGUAUCUGAAACAACAUGGGGAGGCUGAGUUUUUAUGUGCUUUGUUCCCUGCGUGACGCUCCCCGUCAGUUCAUCAGGAAAUCCAACCGAAGUUGCUUUCAGGUCCACAUCCCACUGCCUCUCCCCAAACAUCUGGUCAUCUUCGGUCUUGGAGAAUGGAAAAGCAGCGAGACCACAAUCUCGGUAGAUGUUCUGGUCAGUGCAGAAGUACCAGCCCAGAAGAUUGGGACUUUGUCUCCCAAAGAGAGGUGCCUGAUCUGGGAGGGGGACUGGAGCCCUGACAUUGUCACAGUCGCAGCAGCGAGAGGCAGGAGAGGAGUUUAUGGCAAGAUUGUGCUCACGGUGUGUGGAGAGACUUGUGACCAGCCCCAGGAUAAAUCCAGCGCCUUCAGCAGCACUGGUCUGGCUCAAAGGACAUUUAGAAUGCCAGAACAGCACGAUACCACUGAUCUCUCUUGCACGUUACCCCAAAAUGCAGGAAAUGAAACGAUAACUACCAACUCGUCACAAUUGUUGGCGGAUAGUGUUUGCUCUGAUGCUGACAUUCAAGUUAAUAGAAUUAACACCAGUGAGUCCACUAUUGAAGAUACACCCAGAGUUUGGCCUACGGAUAAGACACCCAGACGGACAGUUAUCAGUAAGAGAGGCCACCUGACAUGGAGCACUGAGGACACGGAGAGCCUUGCGGAGGACGCAGACCAGCCUUCAUCCCCAAAGAAAAUCAGGCAGUCCAGGAUGAACAGCACGGAGGAAAUGACGGUGCAGAUAAAGAAUGACAACAGAGAAGCUUCAGUGUGUCCAUCAAUGCGCUGGAGCCAUACGAUGUGUCUGAGCGACCCUGACACAGCCAUCCUCAUCGGAGGGGAGACAGCAGGUCAAAACCACUGCAAGGACUCCCUGUGGAAACUGGAGUUAGACAGUGACUUCUGGUUCCCCAUUAACUCCUCCUCCUCUGGAUCCGUGCCACUAUGUGCCCGAGGACACUCUGCGACAUACGACCCAGACUCCAAGUCAGUGUUUGUUUACGGUGGUCUGAGGGAGGGUCAGCGCUACAAUGAGCUCUACAUCCUUAACACUCUGACCUGGACGUGGAGGCUUGUCACUGCAAAGGGGAAUGUUCCAAAUGUGGCGUAUCACUCGGCAGCCUUUUACAAGAAAGAGCUGUUUGUCUUCGGUGGAGUUCAGCCGAGCCAUUCUUCCAUGGAUAAAUCCUGCAGCAAUGUUCUGUACAUCUUUAACCCCGAGUUUGAACUCUGGUACCAGCCGAUUGUGGAUGGGGACAUACCUCUGCCUCGGUUUGGGCACUCGGCUACACUGCUGUCAAAUAAGUUGAUCAUAUUUGGUGGACGGAAGACUGCUACCUACCUUAACGAUCUCCAUGUUCUAGAUCUGGGCCUCAUGGAGUACACAGCUGUGAAGAGUGGGAAUAUGCCACCACUGCCCCGAGGGUUUCAUGCAGCUCUACCAGUUUCAGACGACAGGAUUUUAGUCAGUGGAGGUUGCAGUGCAAUUGGAGCUCUGCAGGAUGUCCAUAUCUUCAACACUAAGACCAACAUGUGGAGCUCAGUGGCGUCUCCCCUGCUGUGCUCCAAGCCUCGUGCAGGACACAGCAUGAUAACGUUGGGCUGCUCCAUCCUGACAUACGCAGGGAACAAGGAAAAUUGCAGGGUCUACUGCAGAGUGCUCGUGUUCGGUGGAUCAGAUUGCUCCGGUACUUUCUACAAGGACACAGUCAAGUGCACAGUGGAGAUCCCUGGGGACAAGUGAUGGGAAGAAACCCAUUCGGGACAAUUGUGUUUUUUUUUAAAAAUGGUAGAGGAUGCUGUGGUCUGCCAUGACAGAAAUAAGUGUUUGUAUCUAUAUGUUUUUCUAUUUGGUUGUUUGUCUUUACUUCAUAUAAUUGUAGCAUGAUGUGUCUUUUUAAAAACAUACAUACCUCUUCCAGUCAAUACUCUCGAAGCAGUAAGCUUAGAGGUUUUGAACUUUGAAUAACAAAUAUCUCUGCUCUGCAUGUUUUGUACAUUACUUCAUGUCCUGUAACUUGUCUCCACAUAUCAAUAUGUAUUUGAGGGUAAACUGAU